Molecule: messenger RNA, 5880 nt
Organism: Cannabis sativa
Lineage: Eukaryota; Viridiplantae; Streptophyta; Magnoliopsida; Rosales; Cannabaceae
Product: putative disease resistance protein At4g19050
Exons: 2
Coding region: 256-5502 (1748 amino acids)
Molecular function (GO): protein binding
Source: RefSeq, a predicted model, not a curated record
CCAUACAAAGUUAAAGCUGUGAAGAACAAGAGAUUAUGUACUCUUACCUUUACAAAAGCAAUAUACUAGAAACUUUAAUAUAUAUGCAAACUCAAUUUAUGUUGCUUGCUAAGUUAGGAAAGAAUAUGAGCGGUAGCUAGCUAGUAGUAUAUAUAUACACCUAAAUAUGUAUAUGCAUGCCAACAACUUAUUAAGAAGUUUUACUAUUUCAGCUCUAAUUCACAAAUACUUUUCAGCAUUAAUAAUUCCUCUUGAAUGGCAUCGACUCCACCACCCUCAGGGGCAACUACUCCUCAGCCACAGCAGCCGCCGCCUCCACCACAAGGAGAAAAGGCUCCACAGCCACAACCACCAUUGCAACCAUUGGGGGUAUCCCCACCUGUGCAGGUUACGGCUCCACAACCACAACCACAGCCGCCUCAACCUCCAUCUCCACCCGUAGAGGCAACGACCCCACAGCCGCAGCCGCAGCCACAGCAGCAGGCUCCACAACCACAACCAGAACCGGUUGCAGCUCCACAACCACAGCUGCCUCAACCGCCUUCUCCACCCGUAGAGGCAACGGCUCCACAGCCGCAGCAGCAACCACAGCCAAAGCAGCAGGCUCCUCAACCACCCUCAACGCCCGUAGAAGCAACUCCGCAGUUGCCUCUCCCAGAAGGACCAAUGGCUCCCCAACCACAGCUGCAGCCACCACCAUCAGCUGACCAUAUUUUGGAGUCGCAACCUCCACCAAUGGAGGCAGUAACUCCGCAGUUGUCUCUCCCAGAAGGACAACCGGCUCCCCAACCACAGCUGCAGCCACCAACAUCAGCUGACCAUGUUUUGGAGUCGCAACCUCAACCAAUGGAGGCAGCAACUCCGCAGUUGCAGCCCACACCAGCUGCUGAAACAGCUCCAGAAUCACAGCCCCAACAGCCUCAAUCAGAAAGACCAACUGCUUCAGACACAAAAUUGGCUCUGGCUCCUUUGGAGGAAUCAUCAGCUUCCCAAAAGCCGCCAUCACCUGGAGCAACGGCUUCACAGCCAGAACCACUAAAAGAAGAAACAGUGCCUCCAAAACCACAGCCACAUGAAACACCAACAGAAUCAGCUGGAGCUACGACUCCAACACCAGCAGAACAAGCUGGAUGGACGACUCCAGCACCAACAGAGCCGGCUGGAGCAUCAACUCCAACACCUCAGUCGCAGCAAACACCGCCCGCCACAGGAGCAGCGGCUUCAAAACUACAGCCAUCAACAGAAGUAAAGGCUCCAGAGCCGCCACAAAAGCCAGAAGAAAAGGCUCCAGAGACGACGGAGAUAGAUCCUCAGCUUGGCCCAUGUCCUACAAAAAGCUCAGUGGAGGAAGUUGUAGAAAAAUGGAUUAAAGACGAAUCUGGACAUGCCUAUUUUACUAUUUCCGGAGAAGCUGGAGUUGGAAAAACACAUGUGGCUAGAAAGAUAUUCAACAAUGAAAGAAGAAACAUACUGAUGAAACCUAAUGAUGAUCAUAACUCCUUCGCUGUCACUCUUUGGCUAUCUCUCAACAAAAGAUAUGAUCAUCAUCAACAGGAGCAGGAGCGAUCCCUUAUAGAAGACCUCGCACGACAAUUGUCUGUUCUUGACCCUAUCGAAGGAGGUUUCGAAGGAGAUUAUAAUGACAGUAAUGGCGUCAACAACGACUCUAUAGAAGAUGGAAAGAAAAAGACGAAGGAGUCUUAUGAGGAUAAAUUAAAAACAAACAUAAAGAAGAAGAUAGAAGAAAUAGUAUCAAAACAUACAAAAGAUAAAGAGAAACAUAAAUCUGUUGUUCUUUUGGUUCUUGAUGGUGUUGAUGAUGCGAGCAUAGCCAUUAGAGAAAAUGUCAUUUCUCAUUGUAAGGAUGAGAAAGGUGAUCAUUUGAAGGUUUUGAUGACUACCUGUGCUACUAAUACUACUUCAACACAGAGUUCAGAUGAAAUUCCUCUUUUGAAGCAUGACGAGUUUUUGAAGUUAAUGUUGGAGCAAUUUAGAGCUUCUCAAAAAAUAGAUUCGGAUGAGGAUAAGGAAAAUGAAAAGGAAAAAAUUGAGAAGCUGUUUAAAGAUGGCAUUUUUAAAGAUGUUGAACUUCAGAUUCCUGCUGCAAUGGCUGUUCUUGUUGGUAAAGCAUUCAAUUCCUACAAGGUUGGAAAAGAUGGUGCCACCUAUGAGUCAUUGUUGGUCAAUAUUUUGAAAAAAAUAUGUGAUCAACAUCUUGAAUUAAAUAGUGCAGAGAAGAUAAUGAGGACAUUGGCUUGUUUUGUUUAUGAGAUGUUGCCGAGUGAUGAUAAUGCCUUGAUCAACUGUUGUUGGCAUAGCAAGAAGUUCUUCUCCAGCAUUAAAAAUCAAUGUGUCCACUACAACGAGUUGAUAGCUCAUUGGAUCUUGGAGGGUUAUUUAGAGUCAUCUAACUCUAUUGAAAAGGCUUAUGAAGAUGGGUACCGCAUUUUGAAUGAACUCCGAGACCGAAAAAUUCUCAAAAGAGAAGAUUAUGAGUUUGUCAAAAUGGAAAAAGUGGUGCUUGAAGUUCCUGAUGUUCGAUACAAGAAGUUCGAUGAGAAAACUCCUGAUCUACGAUAUAACAGGGGAUUCGAUGACUCUGCAAUGUUGGGCUUACCGGAAGUGUUGGCACUUGAAAGAGAUGGUGAAGAAUGGAAAGGUGGUUUCGGGAGGAUAUCAGUUGCAGAUGGCAUGAUCAGAACAAUUUGUAAACAUAACAAGUGGAGAGAACAGGUCUCUACAUUGUUUAUGCAUGGAAAUCGUCUUUGUAGAGAUGUUCCAAAGACAUUUUUUAAGCCAAUGAGUGAAUUGGAAACACUUGUUUUGAUCAAUCCGAGGUCGAAGGAUUUGAUGUUUCUUUCAAGUUCUUCUCACCCAAAGCUUCGAGUUCUGGUGGUCAGGGGUUGUGACGUAUUGGAGAAUAUUGAUUCAAUUAGUGGAAUGAAUUUAACAGUUUUGGAGAUUUCUGGCGCCAAAUCAUUGAAGAGUCUCCCAGAUAAUCUAUUUGACAACAUGCCUAAUCUUCGCAGCCUUAACCUUUCCGAAGUCCAAGUCGAGCAUCUGCCCAAGUCUUUUGACAAGUUGACUAAGCUUCAAUGGCUCAUUCUCAGGGGGUGCUCUUGCUUGAAGGAGAUGCCAAAUGUGAAAUCAUUUGUAGGUCUCAAAGUACUUGACAUGGCUGGUGUUUCUUCAUUGAUGACAUUUAAAGAUAAAAAUUUUGGAGAACUCAAGGAUCUUAGAGUGCUUGACUAUUCUCAUGCCAAAAUAGCACCUGCACCAUUUGUGCACAGUCUACAUAAGCUCACUAGACUCACACAUAUAGGUUGUUCUGAAAUAACCAGAGUUCCUCACUUUGACCAGUUGUCCCAAAUCCAAAUUCUUGAGCUCUCUGGUGCUACAAAGUUGGUGGAAUUUUAUGUCAAAAGCUUGCAAAACAAAAGUUUCCUUCGAAUCCUUGACCUGUCUAAAACCAACAUCAAACAAUUGCCUCCAAGUUUUAGUGACCUACCUAGACUUGAGAAGCUUGAUCUCUCUGAUAUGUCAUCUUUGAAUGAUUUGACAAAUGUUAGCUUCAGCCAGUUCAGAUGCCUCCAAAUUUUUAACUUGUCAAAUACUCCUAUUAAAACACUUCCCUCACUUUCCAACCUUAGUAACCUUCGAGAGCUCAUUCUCACCAACUGUAUGCAAUUGGAAAAGCUUCCAGAAAUGGAAGGACUUACAAAUCUUGAGAAACUUGAUGUUUCAGGUGCCACUGCAUUGAAGGAAGUACUAGAUGAACGGUUGGAGACGUCAAAGUUGCGCAUGCUUCUAAUGAAAAACUGUGGGAAUCUUGAGAAGUUUCCAAGUUUGAAAGCCUUUGAACAUCUUGAAGAGUUGGAUCUUUCAGGUUGUAAGAAACUAGAAAUGAAUAACCAAUCCUUCGAGGGAUUGACUCAACUUCAGAUACUCGACCUCUCUGAAACAAAGAUUCAAAACUUGUCUUCUGUUUCCAGUCCAGAGCUUCGUCAACUUGUACUGUCAAAUUGUGUCGAGUUGGUAAAACUUCCAACUUUGAGUUCAUCAUCAAAACUUGAGGAAAUCAACUUGAGCGGUGCAAAGAAGUUAUUGCAAGCAGGAUUACCAUUCAAUGAUAUGAAAGAGCUUCAGUCUCUUGACCUUUCUGAGACAUCCAUUUCUUUGACAUCCAACUUUUCCCAAUGUACCAAUUUGAAGAAGCUAUCUUUACGCAAGUGUGUCUUUGUUGGAUCAAAGCCAGAGUUGGAGAACCUUGAAUUGCUUGAGGUUUUAGAUCUUUCAGAUACUACAUUUGUUGCUGGCCAAUCAUCUACUCAGAAAUCCAAUGAAGCCUUCAAAUUAUAUGGGAGUCAAAUUGAAAAACUUUUGAAGUUAACUGAUCUUGAUCUCAGGGGGACUCAACUCCAAAACUUCCCGUAUUGGAUCUCAAAAUUGAAGAACUUGAACAAGCUUCGGCUCCCGAAUUUGGACACCUUUAAAGAAGUCAACUGGGGUCAGAUCAAGCGUCUACCAAAUGAUUUGAAUUGGGAAGAAUGUGGUAUCUUCAACUUGGAUGCUAAGAAUACAGAAACUCCAUCAAUCUCAAUCAACGGUACGAAAAUGUUCAAUGCUUUAAUGAAAAAAAUUGACGAAUUGGACAAUAACUCCAAGAACAUUUGUAUUUUUGUUUGCCCUUUAAACAAAAAUGGUGAAGAUGAAGAAAUCUAUCGUGAAAGAGAUGACAGUUUCUUCAAAAACCUGUACUUGAAGAAUAUUUGUUGUCCUGAUAUUUUUGAGAAGUUUCUAGAGAUCAGGGGAUUUGAAACUCGUCCUAAUGAAAUUGAUGAUGCGGCUUUGAUGAAAUUUGAUUGUUUGUGUUUCAUUGAAGAUGAUUACGUAACUUGUGUGGCAGACGUUGGAGGUAAAACAGAGAAAUUGACAAGCUUGUGGCUGGAAAGGUGUUCCAAAAUAGAGUUCAUAUUUAGUCAAGACAAACAUGUCACAGUGAGUAAAAACUUUAAUCUUUUAUGGGUUUCAAACCUUCCCAACUUGACAGAUUUGUACAUCAAGAACGUGGAAGAUGAUCAGAUCAAGAACCUUAAGCAGUUGUAUCUAGACUGCUGCCCUAAGCUUCAACAUCUCUUCACCAAUCCAGACCAACUACCAGAAAGCCUUGAGAAGCUCCAAGUCAAGUUCUGUGACAAGUUGGAGAAUUUGUUUAAAUUUGAUUCUUUUGAGGAUAAAGAAUUGAAGAACUUGAAGGAAUUGCAUCUCUUAGAACUUCCUGAGUUGAUUGGUGUUGGGAUUAAGUUUCCUUGUUUGAAAAAGGCAAAAGUCAAAGGUUGCCCAAAGCUAGAGCAAUCUAAGUUCAUAAAUGGCCUUGGACUGGAUAUAACUAAAACAAUCGGACUUACUCAUGUCAUGGAAGAUCCUAAAACUGGGAAGAUUACUAAAGAGACAACCAAGUAUCGGAGAUCUGAGGGAGAAACAAGUCGUGCAAAUAAGUAAUUUACUUGUGUGCAUGGAUAGAUAAUAAGACUAUCUGAAGUGUGUGAAAAUAAGUGAAGAUUUGGUGUUAUUGGGUGUUUUGAAAGUGUGUGUGUGUGUGAAACUUAUGUGAAAUAAGAUAUGAGUGUGAUCAUUACCAUUGGUUUGCUCAAAGUGUUUUAAUAUUUGUUGCUUAUUGUGUAAUAUAGUUAGGGCCCGUUUGGUAUGUAGGGCUAGAAUAGAUUAGAUAGGCUAGCUAAUUUGUCUAGUCCAGUAUUUGGGCAUGAUGAAAGUCUGGAUAACUAAUCCAACUAAUCCCAUCUGUCUAGAAUUAUUUAUCCCAUUUGGCAGGGUGGGAUAAAUAAUACCAUAUUGGUGAAAAAAAAUUUAUCGUUUUUU